UAAAACAUUUUCAUGAUAUAUUACUUCAUCAUCAUAUCUACACACAAAAGUUAUACAUAAUAAUUAGUAUUUAUCAGUUCUCCUUUUUUUUUAUUUAUUGUGGUGUAAAUCAACUUAACUUAUCAGAAUUUAAUUGUGCGGUGCAAAAGUAUAGUUAAGAGAAUGAGAAUGAAGGACACCACGGAAAUUUUAUGUCAACUACGGAAAUUAAUGAAACGUCCAACAGGUGGACAGUGGACUUCUUUGGCGGCAUACAUUGUGCCUUCCGAUGAUGCACACGGAAGUGAAUAUAUUUGCGAACAUGAUCAACGUCGCGCUUUCAUCAGCGGUUUCGAUGGAUCAGCUGGGACAGCAGUAAUAACGGCUGACAAAGCCUUGUUGUGGACUGAUGGACGUUAUUAUCAGCAAGCAACAAAUCAGUUGGAUCCGAACUGGGGCCUUAUGAAAGAUGGCCUACCGACGACGCCUAGUAUUGGAAGUUGGCUCGCUGGCAAUUUACCAAAGGAGAGUGUCGUAGCAGUUGACCCAAAAUUAUUAUCAUUCCGCCGAUGGCAACCUAUACACAAGGAACUCAUAGCUGCUGAUUGUUCUUUAUUACCUUUGGAGGAAAACUUGGUUGAUGCCGUUUGGGGAGCUGAGCAACCUGCGCGUACGUGUAAUCCCAUUAUCACUCUAGAUUUAAAAUUUGCUGGAGCAACGAUAGCUGAGAAAUGGAGAAAUGUCAAAUGUCAAAUGGAAGAAAAGAAAACUCAGUUGUUAGUUGUUAGUGCCUUGGAUGAAGUUGCUUGGUUCCUGAAUUUGCGUGGAUCCGAUAUCGAUUAUAAUCCCGUUUUUUUUGCUUAUCUCAUUGUAACUCAUGAUGAACUUAAGUUUUUUGUUUCGUCAACGAAAUUGCCUUCUGACUUUAAAGAUCAUUUGGUUGCAAAUGGAGUUGAAGUAAGCAUCUUUGCCUAUGAAGAAAUUGGAGAGCGUCUCAACCAACUUAUUAAGAAAGGAGAAGAAAAAAUUUGGAUAUCGUCAAACUCUAGUUACUAUUUAAACUCAAUGAUUCCGAAGAAUAAACGGCACCAAGAGGUUACGCCUAUUGCACUCAGCAAAGCUAUUAAAAACAGUGCAGAGGUUGAAGGUUUUGUUAAUUGUCAUAUUCGAGAUGGUGUUGCUCUGUGCCAAUAUUUUGCAUGGCUCGAAGGCAUGGUCUUAAAUAAACAGCAUGUUAGUGAAAUUUCUGGAGCAAUUAAGCUGGAAGAGCUACGCUCCAAAAGAGAGCAUUUUAUGGGUCCAAGUUUUGAAACGAUAAGCGCGUCAGGACCCAAUGCUUCAAUUAUACAUUACAAACCUGCCGAAGAUACAAACCGUGAGAUUGCUGACAAAGAAAUAUAUUUGUGCGAUUCUGGAGCGCAGUACAAAGACGGUACAACAGAUGUAACGCGUACUUGGCAUUUUGGAGAGCCAACCGAUUGGCAAAAAGAAACUUAUACUCGUGUGCUUAGAGGACAAUUAACCUUAGGUGCAACGAUCUUUCCUCGGAAAGUGAAAGGUCAAGUUUUAGAUAGCUUGGCAAGAAAAGCUCUGUGGGAUAUUGGUUUAGAUUAUGGCCAUGGCACCGGACAUGGAGUCGGACAUUUUCUAAAUGUUCAUGAAGGUCCAAUGGGUGUGGGUAUACGCUUAAUGCCGGAUGAUCCUGGUCUACAAGAAAACAUGAUGAUUUCAAAUGAGCCCGGUUAUUACCAGGAUGGAGAAUUUGGCAUUCGUAUUGAAGAUAUCGUCCAAAUUAUUCCUGCAGAAACCAAAUGUAAUUUUAAUGGUCGUGGAGGUUUAACUUUCAAAACAAUAACCAUGUGUCCCAAACAAACAAAAUUAGUUAAGAAAGAAAUGCUUUUGAAGGACGAAAUAAAUCUGUUAAACGAAUACCAUCGCCUCGUCUGGGAUACACUUUCCCCAAUACUUAAAGAAGAGGGCGAUAAUUUGACCCUGUUGUGGUUGGAAAGAGAGACGCGAAAAAUUUAACCCACGGAUUUAAGCAUUUUUUCGACUUUAUGCAAUCCUUUAUGCGUCAUGAUUACUAUUUUGAUUCAAAUAAGAAGAUUUUUUCCAUUUAAAGUUCGACAAUGUUUUUCUUCUAUUCGCGGUUAUUUAUUACAAGACGUGCAAUAAAUUAAGCUGGCGAAUAUUGUGGAUGUGGACAAUGCAUUUCAAAAAAUGCUAAACUAAAACUUAAUUAAAAAUUAUGUCACCUACUCUAAAUCAAGUAUGCAACAUUAAUAGCAUAUAUGUAUAUUUGUACAUAUCAUUCGCAGCUUUUCUCCCAGAUGUUUCACAUCAGAUUAAAUGGUUACGCCGCAUAUUCAUCUUUCGAAUUGAAUUUGCCUUCAAAGAGGAUGUA
This is a messenger RNA of Glossina fuscipes, 2383 nucleotides long. RefSeq names its product xaa-Pro aminopeptidase ApepP (gene ApepP). The coding region runs from base 163 to 2007 and encodes 614 amino acids. Gene Ontology annotation, molecular function: metalloaminopeptidase activity. The record is from RefSeq and is a predicted model, not a curated record. Lineage: Eukaryota; Metazoa; Arthropoda; Insecta; Diptera; Glossinidae. The transcript has 11 exons.